UAGUUAAAGCAACAGCUCGGAUUUUCAUCAAAUCAGAGAAUAUGAAUCGAGUAGCGGGGCUUCAAACUGGCUAACCCGCACCCGGUUAGAGCUUUUUAAAAAAUCAUCCUCUAAACAGACACGAAUAUAACACAGCAAGUCUCGCUCAAAAAACAGUAGAUUAUUAGAAUUUCAGAGAAGCGUUGGAAAGAUGUCGCGCAUUGCGGUGGUAACUGGAGCUAACAAAGGUAUUGGGUAUGCAAUCGUCAAGGGUCUAUGCCGUGAGUUUGAUGGGGUUGUUUACCUGACAUCAAGGAACGAGGAGCGAGGACAAGCCGCUGUUAAUAAACUGAAGAAGGAUGGUUUCAACCCAAAAUUUCAUCAGCUAGACAUCACGGACGAUUCCAGUGUUGAAAGAUUUAGAGAAUAUUUGAAAGAAACCCAUGGAGGACUCGACGUUCUUGUAAACAACGGCGGCAUAUCAUUCAUGUUUGAUGCCCCAGAAACGUUUCCGCAACGAGUAGCCGAGACACUCAGAGUCAACUACUUCGGCCUCCUGAGAAUUUGCAAGGCUCUAUUUCCACUCCUAAGGCCACACUCCAGGGUUGUUCAGGUGUCCAGCAGUGUUGGGCACUUGUGUAAAAUACAGGGAGCUGAGUUGAAGGCUCGGCUUGCUAGUCGCGAACUCACAGAGGAGGAGCUCACACAAAUGAUGAGGAAUUUUGUCGACGCAGCAGCAAUGAAUACUCACAAGGAGGCUGGAUGGCCGAAUAGUUCAUACACGGUGAGCAAAGUCGGCGUUUCUGCGCUGAGUCGCAUUCAGCAAAGGGCGUUCGAUAAGGAUCCUCGUGAAGACAUUGUUGUGAAUGCGGUUCAUCCGGGAUCCGUGAUCACCGACAUGUCUGGCAAGUUGGGAACUAUGACACCCGAAAGAGGUGCCCAGGCCCCGCUGUACCUGGCUCUGUUACCAAAGUAUACGGAGAUCAAGGGAGAAUACGUUUGGCAUGACAAUACUGUCAUGGAUUGGGUAAACGGCGAAGUAAAAACCUUCAGGCCCGAUUCGCCUAAUUUAUACUGAUCUUGAACAUGAGGAUAGAAAAACAUCACCCACAGAAUUUGAGCGGUGCUGAAAACUUCAUAAUUGUUUUAUAAAAUGGAACAAAACAAAAUACAGUUAUGCUACAUUGAAAGAUGUUUCUUUGUUCUUUUAUCUCACAUUGCGGUUCCCUCAAAAUUGAAAAAGAGGAAAAAAAUUAAACAUCAAUUAACAUCAAUUAACAUCAAAGCAUUCAAGAGAAAUAUAUAGAGAAUACAGAUAUUAUUUCAUUUCAUACAUUUAUUAUAUUAAUUAUUAUUAUUGUAACUAUUAUUAUUUUGUGUUUUUACAGUACCUAUGCACGAAAUACAUAACAAUAAUAAUGAUAAUAAUAAUAGUAAUAAUAAUGAUGAUGAUGAUGAUUAUUGCUCGCCAUUCAAAUACGGUUUUUUUUAAUAUAUAUAAUAUGCAAAUCACCCGCUUCACCCAUAGACUAAAAUAUUAUAUAACAAACAAUGAAAACGUAGGUAACUACCAAUAAAUACUUAGGAGCGUACAAAUUGGUAAUACUAUCGUAUAGCUUCAACAUCUUCCUUCGUUUCAAUGAACACCCUCUUAUUGGUAACGUUUGUGAUAUUUGACUUAAGUUACAAGGUAUGUUGUGCUACGUUAUGUUUUAUGUAUGAGUAUGCACGUGAAUAGAAUGAGAAGAUGAGCAGAGACAAGAAUCAACAAAGAAUGAGAAAACAAAAA
This is a messenger RNA of Neodiprion fabricii, 1768 nucleotides long. Its product is annotated as carbonyl reductase [NADPH] 1-like. The coding region runs from base 191 to 1057 and encodes 288 amino acids. Gene Ontology annotation, molecular function: carbonyl reductase (NADPH) activity. The transcript has 4 exons. The record is from RefSeq and is a predicted model, not a curated record. Lineage: Eukaryota; Metazoa; Arthropoda; Insecta; Hymenoptera; Diprionidae.